Molecule: messenger RNA, 2631 nt
Organism: Maniola jurtina (meadow brown)
Lineage: Eukaryota; Metazoa; Arthropoda; Insecta; Lepidoptera; Nymphalidae
Gene: DNApol-eta
Product: DNApol-eta
Exons: 8
Coding region: 132-2528 (798 amino acids)
Biological process (GO): response to radiation; error-prone translesion synthesis
Cellular component (GO): replication fork; nucleus; site of double-strand break
Molecular function (GO): DNA-directed DNA polymerase activity; damaged DNA binding
Source: RefSeq, a predicted model, not a curated record
UUUGACACUUUGAAGUUUGAGGUUAUGAAUUUUAUGGAAGUUGUUCUUCGCGGUAUAAUUUUAACACAACAAAAAAAAUCAUAAAUGUAAUCUAGAAUAUCUGCACAGUAAGAAUCCCACUCACAAUAAGAAUGGAUACGGAGAACAGAGUUGUGGUACUCAUUGACAUGGACUGUUUCUACUGCCAAGUGGAAGAGAAACUCAACCCUGAACUAAAAGGCAAACCCAUUGCUGUGGUGCAAUAUAAUCCUUGGAAAGGAGGAGGGAUUAUAGCAGUGAACUAUGUAGCGCGAGGCAUGGGAGUGACGCGGCAUAUGAGAGGUGACGAGGCCAAGGAGAAGUGCCCGGAGAUUGAGCUGCCGUCAGUGCCUUGUCCGAGAGGCAAGGCUGAUAUCACUAAGUACAGAGAUGCAGGAAAGGAUGUUGCAAAAGUACUUCAGAAAUUCACGCCUCUGCUGGAAAGGGCGUCCAUUGAUGAAGCUUAUUUAGACAUUACAGCUCCUGUACAAAAAAGACUUGAGACUCUAAACGUAAACACACUAACAAGUGAAAUGAUGCCCAACACGUUUGCGCUGGGCUACGACAGAAUAGAGGAGUUGAUGUCAGAGGUGCACGCCUGCGGCUCGGACUCCAUCGACUUUGAUUACGAGCACGCCAAGCGGCUGCUGGUGGGGGCUUUGGUUGUUAGCGAGAUCAGAGCGGCGGUAUAUGAACAAACAGGGUACAGCUGUUCAGCCGGCAUAGCGCACAACAAGAUCCUCGCCAAGCUGGUGUGCGGCAUGAACAAGCCCAACAAGCAGACCGUGCUGCCUAAGCAUUGCAUUAACAUUUUGUACAAGACUCUAUCGGUUAAGAAGGUGAAGCAUUUGGGUGGAAAGUUUGGCGACGCGGUCUGCGAUGUACUGAAGAUCAAAACAAUGGCGGAGUUGCAACAUUUUACAGAAAAGGAGCUUCAAACUAAAUUUGAUGAAAAAAAUGGUACUUGGCUCUACAAUAUAGCGCGCGGGACCGACCUAGAGCCCGUACAAGCAAGGUUCAACCCCAAAAGCAUCGGCUGCUGCAAACAGUUCCGAGGGAAAACAGCUUUGGUAGACUUGGAUAGCUUAAAGAAAUGGCUCAAAGACUUGGGCGACGAGAUCGAGGACAGGCUGGAAAAGGAUGCGUUAGAGAGUAACAGGACGCCGAAACAGAUGGUCGUCAGUUUCUCCUUACAAGUGAACGGCCGAGACACUGGCAGUUCUAGGUCGUAUAACUUUUCGCCCGACGAUGAUCUGUGCGGUGUUACGUUUUCCAAUAAAGCGUUAGAGUUGGUCCUGGAUAGCGCAGAAGGUUGCAAGCCUAAAGAUGGCGAGACUAACAGAAGAUUAAAGACUCCGAUAAAAUUUCUAGGCAUCAGUGUUGGUAAGUUUGAAGACAACACUGAAAGCAAAAAAACUAAAGGAAUAAUGGACUACUUUGCAGCUGGUUCAUCAAGAGAAACUACACAUAAACCUGAAAAUACUGCAAAAGUUAAAGAUAAACAUAAAAAUACUGAAGGCAAAAACUAUGUUCUUCAGAAAUUUUUAAAUAGGGGUAAAAAUGCCAAACAAAAUACAGAUAAUAAGGAAUGUUGUGCAGAAGACAAUAUUAAUGAUACAAAAGUCUUAGAAGCAACAUUGGAUAGACAAGAAUCGUUUUUUGCUAAAUACCUCGAUGGGUCUGUCAACCCAAACGUAAAUCGAAUACUAGAAUCUGAAAUGAUAGUUGAAGAAUCUCAAACUGAAGUAAAUAACUCGAAUACUAAAGUAAAUCGUUCUAAUACACCACAAUGUAAUGUUAUUCCUUGUGGAGAUGACAGCAAUGACACAAAUUAUUCAGGAUCGACGAUAAAUGAGGAAAUAAAUAAAAGUAUUGCACUUUUCGAGGAAGAUCCUGUUGAUAUCGCUCGUGUUAGUAACAUGAGAGAAUUAUUGAACAACAACAAAGACAAAUUAGAAAAUGGCAUUGAGGAUUUAAAGGUUGAACCUGACGCGCGGGUAUCACCAAUAAUAAAACCAAAACCUCAACACAUUGAGUCUAUAGCUUGCACGGAAUGUGGUAAUAAUAUACCAGUAAAUAAAUUCGAGGAACAUGCGGAUUACCAUUUAGCGUUAAAGUUAAGAGAAGAAGAGAGACAAGAAGUGCGAAAAGAAAGAGAAAGGAAAUCAGUAAAAGAAGUCACAAUAAGUAAUAAGGAUCCUAAGAAAAAGAAGCCCGAAGAACUUAGCAACAAAAUUGAGACAGUAACAUCAAUAACUAAUUUUCUAACAAAAAUUGACAAUGGAGUUCCAACAAAAAAUUGUCCAGAAUGUGGAGAGAGGGUUGUUCUUGAAAAGUUUUCGGAACACCAAGAUUUUCAUGAAGCUCAAAAGUUAAGUAGGGAGUUAAAUAAUAGGUCAACUUUUUCGAAUAUUACAAGUGGUGUCAAAAUCAAAAGAAAGAGAAAAUCUGUCUCGCCCACAAAGAAGCCUAAAAUGCAGUGCAAAUCAAUAGAUCUGUUCUUUAGAUAGACAGGAAAUAAACUAAUCUAAAUAUCGAGUAUGUAAGCAAUGUACAAAAAUUGUGUUAUAAUUAGAUAAAGUUAUAUGUAAAUAAAUACCUAUUUUUUUUUAA